AUGGAAGAUGCGCGCAAGCUUACGGAGAGCAGGGUGGCUACGCUGCGAGACUGGAAAGACUUUUCAGAUAAGAGUAUUGUCUCUCCUAUUAAACGGACAAAACUGAAGGCAGCCCUUGCCGCGGUGGAGGAGGCAGAGAGGGAAAGGCGGGCAGCCGCAGCACCUGUGGUUUUGGAUGAGAGGGUCUACCGGUCGGUGUUGAAUGCAACGUGGGACUUACGUGGAGUCGGGCCACUUUGCGGAGCCGCUUGGGAUGAGGGUGGUGGGCGCCGCUUCCAGCAGGCCUCAGGUAUUGUGGAGUGA
This is a messenger RNA of Trypanosoma rangeli, 303 nucleotides long. RefSeq lists its product as uncharacterized. Lineage: Eukaryota; Euglenozoa; Kinetoplastea; Trypanosomatida; Trypanosomatidae. The transcript has a single exon. Bases 1 to 303 code for a protein of 100 amino acids. The record is from RefSeq and is a predicted model, not a curated record.